This is a messenger RNA of Klebsormidium nitens, 1653 nucleotides long. The record is from the annotation of a GenBank genome assembly. NCBI's taxonomy places the organism in Eukaryota, Viridiplantae, Streptophyta, Klebsormidiophyceae, Klebsormidiales, Klebsormidiaceae.
AUGAUGGAAGCAAGCAAAGCAGGGGUUUCCGAAGUUGGGGGUGGAAGGGGCGCUCUGGAAGCAGGUACUGUAACAGGCAUUGUUGUUGCUGCCAGGCAGAAGGAGAAUGUGGAGAUGAAGCUAAGCGCACGCCAAAAGAAGGAAUUUCACGAGCUUGUUAGAGAGCUUUUUAGAGUGACAGACAAUGUGACCGGUGCUGUGUUUAGUAAAUCGCAGCAACCGCAGAGCAUUCAGGACAGUAUUUUGAGAGGGCUUAAAGGUUUGGCUCGAAAGUGGAGCUACCCACUUCCAGACCUUUCUACUCGGGCCACCGAGUAUGCAAAUAGGUUGCACAACGACCACGGGAUAGUCAAUGCGGAAGGGGUCGCUCAGGCACCUGAUGCAAAACAGCUCCUGCGGGCCACCGUCACUGGCACAGAAAUGGGCACUCUCGUUGAUUCCACUGAUGUUGUGCUGAAGCCGCUGCCCAAGCGCCCUGGCUUCUUCCGCCGAGAGCUGCAACCUGACUCGGAGCGCUGGCGUGCCAAGGUGCUGAACCUGAUUGCGAGGAUCCAGAGUGUUGCCUCAGUGGAAGAGGUUGAGCACUUCCUUUUCAAGAUCAACCUUUCCUUCUUGGAGUACUCCAGCGAUUUCAGCAGACAAGAACAGGGAGCUGAGGAGUCCCUUGUGGUGACGAUGGCCAAGGACUAUCGAAGCAUAGUCAAAAUCCAGUUUCCGGACCCCGCCUUAAGUGACAUUCAGGAGAGUUUUUUGGGCAUAGUAGGGACGCUCAACUUCCAGGAGAUUGUCACUCGUUUUAUGUUGGAGGACGUUGCGCUGAGUUACCGCCAUGCAUUUGUCAGCCACGCACUAGCAUAUGUUCCAACGGAGCUAGUCGGCGAAGGAUAUUCCGAGAAAGCAAUGAGGGCGGCAAGAGAGUUUCCCUCAGCCAGACACUAUGUCGUUCUUCUGAGCAACCAGCGCUGGAAGCUAUGCUUCGAUUUUCCUCCCCGCUGGCCAUUGAGUGUGGGACAGUUAAGAGCCGUCCUCAUUGAUGCCAGUUCUCAGCAACGUGUUCACAACUCCCUGUUUGAGAAGCUUCAUGAGGCUUUUUUUAAGGACUCCGUGACGACAAGCCAGACGCUUGGGAAGUUUCACCUUGGUUGCGAGAAUCUGGUUCGAGCACACGGGGUUGGCAGCGUCUCCUCCAUGGCUCAGACUGAUCAUGACAUCAGCGGUGCUGAACUGAUGCCCCUCGAGGGCAUCGCUGAGGAUCCCUUGCGAGCAACGUCCCUUCGGCCAGGCCCAGCAUCUGGAGGCAUGCCAACCACGCCCUCCAACACCAGUGUUCGGGACACCAAGCUUUCCACGGGAGCAGGGACGGGGAUCGGAGGGUCCUUGGAAGUGACCCGAGCCGACCUGGACUGCCUGCGCAACCAGCUGGAGCUCAACAACGCCGUCGUCGACUUCUUCGGCAGGUACUUCGAAGAUCAACUAACAAGGGGGCGGAAUAAGCCGCUGGUUAUGAACAUCUUCUUUCUACAGAGGGUGUCCAAGAGCUUCCGUGCCGGGCGCCGCCCUUCUUCUAGGGAGUUGCGAACUCUGCUCGCUUUCCCUGGAGCGAGUGAUUUGUUGCAAAGACCUGUCACGUUGAUCCCCGUGGUUGUCACGUGA